Galleria mellonella (greater wax moth) is the source of this 2672-nucleotide messenger RNA. Its product is annotated as GILT-like protein 1. Bases 255 to 956 code for a protein of 233 amino acids. Lineage: Eukaryota; Metazoa; Arthropoda; Insecta; Lepidoptera; Pyralidae. The transcript is spliced from 4 exons. The record is from RefSeq and is a predicted model, not a curated record. Gene Ontology annotation, molecular function: oxidoreductase activity, acting on a sulfur group of donors, disulfide as acceptor.
ACCUAGAUACGAUUCGAAUUUGAUAUCAUAUAUAUUUCAUUUUAGAAAUUAUUGCAUUUUAAUUAUUUUAUAGUGUCAUUGCUACAGAGUAAAUUUUAUGUAAUUUACAAUAUUUAAUUUCUUUUUAUAUUAAGAUAUCAAGUAAACAAUUAGAUUAAAAAUGUCUCAUUUGUAAACAAAACGAAAUUGGUGUUCUAGUUCAACACCAUAUUUUGUUAAAUUUGUAACCAUUAUAUUGAUUUGUGAUAUUAUAAAUGGCUUUUUAUUCGUGCAAUCGUUAUAGACUAAUAGUUUUAAUACUUCUAAUUUUGAUUUUAUGGCAAUGUUUCCGAUUAUUGCCUCAAACUGCGACUGAUAUAACCAAGACUAAUAUAGAGGAAUUAGAAGAUGAUAAGUAUAAUAGACACAAGCAGGACAAGGUUAAAGUUAGAGUGUACUAUGAGGCUUUAUGUCCUGAUUCUAAACAUUUUUUUAUUCGACAUUUAAGUCCAGUCACAGAAAAACUAUCAGACUUUGUAGAUGUAACUUUAAUCCCAUAUGGAAAAGCAACAACAACAGAGCAGAAUGGUCACUAUUACUUUAAAUGUCAACAUGGUGAAGAGGAAUGCUAUGCAAAUAAGAUUCAUGCAUGUUCUAUUCAAGCAGUGGGCAACAUGACCACAGCUGUGAAAAUUACAGAGUGUAUGAUAUCUGAUAAUAUGGAUGCUGAUGCUGCUCUUUUACGGUGUGCAAAGCAAAUGAAGAUUAACCCAGAUCCUAUCAGCAACUGUGCUACGAGUGAACAUGGUUCAGCAUUACUGAAAAAGUAUGGAGAUGAUACACACAUUUUAAAACCAACUUUCAUACCUACUAUAAUUUUGAAUGGUUCAAAGGACAAUCAGGCUGCAAUAUUGAAAAAUUUCCUUCUUGAAGUAUGUAAAUUGAUUGAUAUGCCACUGCCUCCUCCAUGCUUGUGACAAAUUAUAUCCAAUACUCCAAAUAAACAAUUUCAUUCAAAUACACUAUAAAUAAUGUUUUCCCCUCAGAACACAUCUGUGUUUUUCCUAAACUGAAUUAUGUACAACUGUGUAUGUAAAUUAAGCUCAAAUAUAGUAUUGCUCAUUGUGUAAUUUUGUUAAUAUAACAAUGUGAUAUAUAUACAUAGACAUAGUUUUAAAUAAUACUGUAAGAGUAGUAAACUAAAAAAGUUUAGAUCCUUGGUCACUAUAAUUUCUACAUGAAAUUGAUAUCUUGGAAUGAUAAGGAAAAUUUAAUAGAUACAGUUGGUAUCUUCUAAUUUAUUUACCACAGAUGGGAAUUUGCUAUAAAUGGACAGUUCCUAUAUCCUAUUAUAUGUUAAAUACAGUUUUAAUGUAAAUUGAGUUACUUGAUUCAUCUACUGGUAUUUAAAUGUAUGUCUGUGUAUAUAUAUAUAUAAUGUUAAUAAUAUAUAAUGCAUUUCUAUAACUUUUAUUACUAUUUCGUAUUUAUAUUUAAUUUUACAAAUUGUACAAAGGCCCUAAGUACGAAAGGGGACUUUUUGUCUGCAGAUAAAAUUACUGUUAUGUAAGAUGUGUACUUGUAAAACAUGUAUGCGUUGUAGCAUACUAUCAGCCCACAAACGUUGUUUUAUUAUGACGGACAAAAAUGUAAUUGUCUUUUUUCAGACAAGGUAAAUACAAAGCCAAUUUUUUUCUGCGGACUAAAUAUCCUUCGACUGUUUAGGUCAUUAUUGUUUAUAGAAAGUAAUGUAUUGUACUUAUCAAUUGAAUAAAAUGUAAGAAAUCGUCAAGUAGCUUGAAUCAUAAUGUACGGUAGAAGAUAUAUCACUAAAAAACAUGGAAAAUUUAUGCAGAUAAGUAGACAAAUUAAUUUAUUAAGUCACAAAACCAAAAUGAUUUAAAUAUUCCAUAAACACGAGGCUGACCACUAAUUGUAAAUUAAUGAAUAAUUUGUUAUUAAUUAAGAUUAAUAAUGUAUUGCGAGAUUUUUUUUUGUCGUUUGAUGAUAUUCAUGGCAGCUUAGGAUACAUUUAAAUUUAUUUAAACCUGUGGCAAAUGUUUUGGCAUUUGUUGAUAUACAUAAUUUGUUGUUUUGUCGAUUCGAUGUAGAAAUUUUAGCAUUUUAUAUGCAAUUUUAAUGUUUUAAUAAAUGAAACCUGAUUUAUAUUUAUAUUAUAGAUUUAAAGCGAUUUCGGUUGUGGAUUCUAUACAAUUUGUAAUGAUUUCCUAUAGGAUAAGCUAUUAAUUUUAAAAAAUUUUUUUUCUUGCCUAUUUAUGCGGAAUAAUGAUUAAUUUUUAAAGGAAAUGAGUAGAAUUGCUUGUAAUAUAUGCUAAGUUUGUGAAAUAGUAAAUACUAAGUAUUACUGCAAACAAUGUAAGGGAUCAAAACUGUUAUAAACUGAAUUUGUACAAAAUAAAGAAUCAAUACAAUCCAUAUUAAGACCGGCUCGAAAUAAACGACGUUUUUAUUAAAAGCUUUUACAAUAAUAUGUGAUGAUGAAUGAUGUAGGUAUAUUGUAUAGUGUACCUACCUACUUUUAAUUUCCUGAAAAAGAUUUUAUCUUUUAUUCUUUGAAUUUAAUUACAAAGUAAUAUCAGUGCCUACUGGCUUACAUUACUUUAUGUUUUCUUUGACAGCAAAUAAAAAACAAUUAAGCAGUUUUUAUUCAUGUCCUGAUAAUAUAUUUAUAU